CACAGGUUGUAGCUCAAACUUCUCCCUGGUUGCUUUGAGCUGAUGGGUUUCUCCUUAUCAGAUGAUUUGUGAAAGUGUAAUCGAGAUAAACUUAUUGCAGCAAAUUAGAGUAGAGAGAUUUAGGCUUCGUUGUCUUUGAUUUGUGGAGAUUUGCUGUGUAAAUAAAUAACCCUGAUUUUCCCCAUCAGCUUUUAAAGAGUACUGAUUGACAUUAUCCUCCCAAGAUUUUGGUUUCAACUUUACAUGUAAAGGUGCACCUAUUUCAUGUUGUCUUCCAAUUCAUGGAAUUUCCCUGAAUGCAGGAGGCAAGGCAACCUGAUUGCAUGCAAGUGAAGUGAACAAUGUAGAUGAAAAGCAUGACAAAUCUUUGAACAAGAAUCUCUCAGAUAAGUUUACAAGAAAAUUAUUCACUUGAGGAUACCCUGAUCGACACAAGUGGGAAUUAUGCCCAUUAGGCUGGCUGGCUGUCUGUUAAGAUGGAUGAUGGGAUAUGGGUGGGUAAUCACAAAGCACCUGAUACUAGAUACCCCUCAAAUUCAGAAGAAAGCUUCCCAUAAAGCUUGAAAAAAGGAAUAAAACAUGAGAUGGCUUUUCAAUCCAAGUAACUUUGACGCUCUCAGCAUUAUAUGCCGCCUCAGUCAUUGUUGUAGCUUUCAAUCUUCUCUUCUACUCCCUUCAAUGGCUUCCGUCCCUCAUUUCUAUUCCGGCUAUCCCUUUUCCGAUGAAUUUUCCAAUUUUCCAAACACCCUUCAGCUCGUGCAAGAAAAUUACGGUGGUUCAUGGGGUGAGGAGAAUCUUCCGUUGUUCUUGGAUAAUGGAGGGUUUGAUGUUCUUCAAGCACCGAAAUAUAAUGUCACGUCCCCGGUCCCUGCAACACUGGUGCCGGAGAUAAUUGGAAUGUCAGACUUGGCUGUUCCUGUUGCAUUACCUGACAAUAACAUUGUUGACCGUCGCCUCUGCGGUGACAUUGGUGGUAUUCCGAAUACUGUUGUCAGUACAUACCCGUUAUCACCUGAAUCAAUGGAGUUUGGAGAGGAAUGCCAAGGUUUCUUACAAGAUUUCAAGCCAGUUCAUGAUCGUCCAGUUUCUUCAGAAACUUGGGGGGGAAUUGAUUAUAAGUGCAAUCGAGUUCCAGUUAUUGAAGAUAACAGUCUAAAGAUUGGUCGUUACUCAGUAGAAGAAAGGAAGGAUAGAAUUCUGAGAUACUUGAAGAAAAGAAACCAAAGGAACUUUAAUAAGACUAUUAAGUAUGCCUGCCGCAAAACCCUUGCUGAUCGGAGAGUUAGAAUCCGGGGAAGAUUUGCGAGGAACGCUGAGCUAUGUGAAGGAGAAAUGGUAAUGAAGAAGGAAGGCCACACUCAACACAAUGAGAAAGAUUUAUGCUAUGGUACUAAUGUUGUCCAGAUGAAAGAGGAUGAGGAAGACUGCUGGCUCCAAGAGGCUAUGGCGAAUCUCAUGUAUUUGCCUUAUAUAUCUGGGUGAUAGAGAGAACAUUAGCAUACUAAUGAGAAUCCCUCGGAGGAUUUUUGAAGGAAAUAUAUGGGAAUAUUUUGACUAGUCUUUGCUUUGUACGAGAGAGGUGGUUCUCUUCAUAACAGCUAAUUCCUUUCAAUCAACUUUAUUUGAUGCCCAAAUCAGUUUUUUGCCUUCAAAAAAUCUUCCGUCUUUGCUUAACUUCUCAGUCUCAUGUAUAUGUCCCUCCCGUGUGGUUCUAAUUCUUUAUCUUUCUUUUCACAUGAGCCGCCGCAACAUGUCUCCUUUCUUCAUCUGUUUUCCUUGUGCCGAGGAUAUAACUUUCUU
Molecule: messenger RNA, 1800 nt
Organism: Rubroshorea leprosula
Lineage: Eukaryota; Viridiplantae; Streptophyta; Magnoliopsida; Malvales; Dipterocarpaceae
Source: the annotation of a GenBank genome assembly